AGAAAUCCGAACUCGCUCCAUGUUAGACUGAAGUGUGUGAAAGUGCAGUUGAAGGACUCGCGUGCGCUCAGUCAUUUAGCGCGUUUAUGGAGACGUAUCUGAGACAUAAACAAGACGAGCAGGUUGAAAUCUCCUCAGAUGAAGGAACAUGUUGGCCAUGGAUCAAGGCGUAGUGGAGGAAUGGCUGUCUGAGUUUAAGACUCUUCCAGAGACGGCCGUCUCCAGCUAUGCCGUGUCUCUGAAGGAGAAGGACUUUCUAGUUCCUGCACUCUACAAAGUUAUCCGGGAGAAUUACAGCGAUCUAUUGGAGCCGGUGUGUCAUCAGUUGUUUGAGUUUUACCGCAGUGGUGAACCGCGUCUUCAACGUUUUACGCUACAGUUUCUCCCUGAGCUGGUAUGGAGUUAUUUGUCCGUCACGGCGGCACGAGACCCUCACUGCAGCAGCUGCAUAGAAGCUCUUCUGCUCGGCAUCUAUAACCUGGAAAUCGUUGAUAAAGAUGGGCAGAGUAAAGUGUUGACUUUCACCAUCCCUUCCUUAUCCAAGCCGUCAGUGUAUCAUGAGCCCUCUUCCAUUGGCUCUCUGGCCUUGACGGAAGGAGCCUUAGCCAAUCACGGCUUGAGUCGAGUGGUUUACAGCGGGCCACACCUCCAGAGAGAGACCUUCACAGCACAGAACAGGUUUGAGGUUCUGACGUUUUUGCUGCUCUGUUAUAAUGCUGCUUUGAGUUACAUGUCCAGCUCAUCGCUGCAGUCUCUGUGUCAGCUCAGCUCCAGGGUCUGUAUCUGUGGGUAUCCACGGCAACAGUUACGGCGGUAUAAAGGCAUCAGCGCGCGGUUGAUGGUCACGUCAGAGUUUCUGGUGCAGUUGAUCACGGGGAUUCAUUUCGUGCUGUGUAAUGGUGAAGCAGAAUUGGGCUCUAAGGCUCUGGAUGACGUGCUGUACCGUGCACAGCUGGAGCUCUUCCCAGAGGCUCUGCUGGUGGGAAACGCCAUCAAAUCAUCUCUUCACGGUGCCUCUCUGAAGUCUAAUAAAGAAGGAUCUCGAUCCAUCCGGGUGGAGAUCACGCCCACGGCCUCUCGGAUCUCCCGGAAUGCCGUGACCAGCCUGUCAAUCCGAGGACAUCGCUGGAAACGCCACGACGCAGUGGAUUUGGGUUCCCCGGACGAGCUGACGGAAAUCGCGGAGGUGGACGAGGGUAUCUGUACGCAAGCAUCGGGCGGUCAGGCCAGCCCACCCAUGAUAGUCAUCAGCAACAGCGCCGUCACCACAGCGUCCUCUGGUGGCAGCGUGGGAAAGCUGGCGGGAAAAGGUCUUCGUCGUUUGACGGGAAGAUCGAGCAAAGAUAAAGAAAAAGACAAGGAUAAAGAGAAAGAUGCCGCCACCACCGAUAUGGAUCAACUUUCCCGUAAGCAGGCUGCCAUUCGCGCAAUGAGCGAAAACCUCGAGCUUCUGUCACUCAAACGGCUGACGCUGACGGCCAGCCAAUCAGUGCCUAAGAGUGGUUCGCUCAGCCUGUCGCGCACCGCCAGCGCCGUCUUCUCGCGCUCUUUCGAGCAAGUCAGUAAUGCGCUCGCCGUCGCCUCGGGCAACCAGCCUCCCAGCCGCACGCCGAGUCCCACCUCGAACCACCUCGUUCCUGAAGGUGGACUCCAGGAAGAGGGUGUGGCCUAUUCAGAGCACUUGAGCCCCACCCACCAGCUCCGGCAGCGGUCGCCCACCAUCAGUAUCCAUGUGACCUCUGACCUGUGACCCCUAAAUCCACCCUAUAAGGACUGGUCGCAUUGAGUGCAGUGCACAAAUACAGAUGUGGCACUGCUGCCCCCUUAUGGCACAAAACUGCAGCACCUUAAAGGAAGUCUGUUUUUAUCCCCUACGGUUUUGUCAGUUGUGUAUAAAUACCAAAGUAAUGUAUUUUUGAAGUAAGUGUUUUUAAAAAAGCUGAAAGUUUUUCCUAAAUUCUUCUUUAAGGUGACCAUGAAGUCUAGAUGGUGUCUCUGUCUGUAUUUAAGUUGACACAUGAAGUCUGAAUACGAGCUGUAUGUUUCUAAUGAUGUACCUACAGUAUGUGCGUGUUCGGGAAAAGACUUACAGAAGAUGAAGAAACAGCCAUUUUCAGACAUACUAAACGUGGUAUUUGUGUGCGAUUUUCAUUGCCUGUGUGUGUGUGUGUCUGUGCGUGUGUGCGUGUGCGUGCGUGUGUGCGUUUGCAGCUCAAACGUGUUCUGAAAUUGAGCUGAAGCCAUCUCUUCACUCUGUUUCCACGGUUAUCUGGAUCAAUCACAAAAUUCAAACAGAAAAUCUGGUGGAAUUGGAUACCAAACAGAAGUAGUCUUCUUUGUUUACACUGUUAUUCAUGCAGUAUUUGAAAGCAAUAUCAUUACUAUGUGAACUGCAGUACGAGAGCUUCCGUAUGGCCAUAAUAGAUUCGAUUUUUGGAUACAUGAGUCUGUUGGGUUAAACCAGCUGCUUGGGUGUCAAAUUGAUGUCAUGCUCCGAAAGCAAAGCACAAACGAUAGAGACCCAUUAAACAGUGUGAUUAUAAGCCACAAAUCAUUCCUUAAAAAAAAAGAUAAAUUAUUGGUUAAUGUAAUUUUCUUGAAUUAAUUAUGGCAUCCAUAUUUUUCCCCUUUUGAUUGGUACAUCACUGUGGGAAUCAUGCCGGUGUUUGUCCUGUUUUAUUUAUUUAUUUUUUUUGUUUUUUAGGAAAAUGAGUUUCCUUGUUAAAUCGAAACAUUCUUCUGGUCAUAAUGGAUUGUGCUUUUAAAUAUGAAGUAUUUACGUGGUUGCGUCAGAUUCUUUUCAGAACGUGAACAUUUUGUGAAUUGUAAAUAUUACUGUUCUGAAGUCAUUUUUGUUGCCUUUCAACAAAAAUAACAUGAUUACAGUCUGAGAAAAUAAAGAUUUCUAUUUCAA
Molecule: messenger RNA, 2914 nt
Organism: Myxocyprinus asiaticus (Chinese sucker)
Lineage: Eukaryota; Metazoa; Chordata; Actinopteri; Cypriniformes; Catostomidae
Product: hyccin-like
Exons: 11
Coding region: 149-1750 (533 amino acids)
Biological process (GO): phosphatidylinositol phosphate biosynthetic process; protein localization to plasma membrane
Cellular component (GO): plasma membrane
Source: RefSeq, a predicted model, not a curated record